CGCGGAGGGCGGGGUCGGGCCGGGCCAACCCGAGCCGGGACACAGCCACUGCUGCGGGGCUGCGAGCCAGGCCCCAGCCAUGAUCCCCACACUGCUCCUGCUGCUGCACAGCGCUGCCGCCGGCCGCCCCCUGCCUGCUGCCACCCCCCGCCUCAAGCUGCCCUUCCCUGAGCUGCGGGCUCGCCAUGGGCUGCGCCUCUUCGCACUGGAGCGGUCGUGCUGCUAUGAGGCCCUGCUGCUGGAUGAGGAGCGCGGCCGCCUCUUUGUUGGUGCCCAGAACCAUCUCCUUUCCCUGGCCCUGGAUGAUAUCAGCCAGCGGGACAGGAAGCAGAUCUACUGGCCAGCACCUGUGGAAUGGAGGGAGGAGUGCAACUGGGCCGGCAAGGACAUCACUGCCGAGUGCAUGAACUUUGUAAAGAUGCUGCAUCCCUACAACCGGACUCACCUGUAUGCCUGCGGCACCGGUGCCUUCCACCCUGUCUGUGCCUUCGUGGAGGCUGGCCAGCAUGCGGAGGAGCCCAUCUUCAAGCUGGACCCCAAGCAUGUUGAGGACGGCAAAGGGAAGAGCCCCUACGACCCCCAGCAUGCGGCUGCCUCCAUCCUCGUGGGCGAGGAGCUCUACUCCGGGGUGGCCACUGAUCUGAUGGGCCGUGACUUCACCAUCUUCCGCAGCCUGGGCCAGCGUCCCUCCAUCCGCACGGAGCAGCAUGACUCCCGCUGGCUCAAUGAGCCCAAGUUUGUGGCAGUGUUUUGGGUGCCGGAGAGCGAGGACCCUGACGAUGACAAGAUCUACUUCUUCUUCCGCGAGACGGCAGUGGAGCGGCAGCAGGGGCUGGGCAAGACCAGCUUUGCCCGCAUCGGCCAGAUCUGCCGGAAUGACGUAGGUGGGCAGCGCAGUCUGGUGAACAAGUGGACGACCUUCCUGAAGGCUCGGCUUGUGUGUGCCGUGCCGGGGUCUGACGGGGCAGACACCCACUUUGAUGAGCUCCGGGACGUUUUCCUGCUGCAGACAAGGGACAAGCGCAACCCCCUGGUCUACACUGUCUUCUCCACCUCCAGCUCUGUUUUCCAGGGAUCAGCCAUCUGCAUUUACACCAUGGCUGACAUCCGACGGGCUUUCCUGGGCCCCUUCGCACACAAGGAAGGUCCCAACUACCAGUGGGUAUCAUACCAGGGCCGUGUGCCGUAUCCCCGCCCAGGCAUGUGCCCCAGCAAAACCUUUGGUACCUUCGGCUCCACCAAGGACUUCCCAGAUGAGGUGAUCCAGUUUGCCCGGCACCACCCACUGAUGUACAACCCAGUGCUGCCCCACGGCCAGCGCCCCCUCUUCCUGCAAGCUGCCAUGCCCUACACCUUCACCCGCAUCGCCGUGGACCGCGUUACCGCCACUGAUGGCCAUUACGAUGUCCUCUUCAUUGGCACAGAUGUGGGCACGGUGCUGAAGGUGGUCUCUGUGCCCAAGGAGAGCUGGAAUCACAUGGAGCCGCUGGUGCUGGAGGAGCUGCAGGUCUUCCAGGACGCCUCCCCCAUCACCAGCCUGCAGCUCUCCUCCAAGCGGCAACAGCUCUAUGCUGGCUCAGCCACAGCACUGGCACAGCUGCCCUUGCACCGCUGCAGCGCCUACGGCAAAGCCUGUGCUGAGUGCUGCCUGGCCCGGGACCCAUACUGUGCUUGGGAUGGCACUGCCUGCACCCGCUAUGUGCCCAACACCAAGAGGCGUUUCCGCCGGCAGGAUGUCCGCAACGGUGACCCCAACAUGCUGUGCUCCGAAGACCCCCGGCGGGGCAGUGUGCCCCAGAAGCAGCUCUAUGGGGUGGAGGGCAGCACAGCCUUCCUGGAGUGCAUCCCCAAAUCCCUGCAAGCCCACGUGUUCUGGACAUACCAGCGCACCCAGGAUGAUCCCCAGCGAGAGGUGCAGAUGGAUGAGCGUGUGGUGCGGAUGGAGCGGGGUGUUCUGCUGCGCAGUGUGCAGCGUGCCGACGCUGGCCUCUACCUGUGCCACGCCACCGAGCACGGCUUCACCCAACCGCUGCUGCGGCUCUCCCUGGAGGUGAUCGGUGCCCGGCGGGCAGCGGGCACGGCACGUGAAGGAGACCCCCAGCUCACCGGGGGGUCCAACCACAAGGUCUGGUACCAGGACUUCCUCCAGCUGGUGGAGCGGCCACCGCUGGGGGCUGCGGAUCGGAUGUGCCAGCGGCUCUGGACGCGGGGCAGACCCCUACUACCCACCCGUGCCCAGGCCGGACCCCCAGGCCGCGGGCAGGGUGAGGAGCUGCACAGAGCUCGCCGCCGGCGCACACACGAGGGGUCGCGGGCAGAGCGGGGCCCCCGCAGUGCAUCCCCCUGGUGACCCCGGGGCCGGCCCCGGGUGCCGGGCUCUGCCCAGGAGCGGGGCCGUGGGCAGGGGCAAAGCCCGCACCAGUGUCAGCCACCCGCCGGCAGCACCGGGGCAGGGGCACAGGCACAGCCGGAGGCUGCAGCACCAGGCCCAGGAGGGCAGCCGGACUGACCUACCCCCAUAAGGAGCUGCUGGGCACCCUUGCCACCGGCUCCACACGGGUGGGGGCACCCAGCCGGCUGCCAGCACCGCGGAGUCACCCAAGUAUUUAUUAACGACUGUUACAGUUGAAUGUAAGCAUGCCCUGGUAGGGGGUGGCAGGGCCAGGCUAUACCUCACCCCGGGCAUGGCACCACACGGGGGGAGGGCAGCAGGGCCACCCUCGGGUCCUGGGGGGGCUGCAGUGGGCAGCAGAGUC
Melopsittacus undulatus (budgerigar) is the source of this 2756-nucleotide messenger RNA. Its product is annotated as semaphorin-3B. The transcript has 18 exons. NCBI's taxonomy places the organism in Eukaryota, Metazoa, Chordata, Aves, Psittaciformes, Psittaculidae. Gene Ontology annotation, biological process: neural crest cell migration; negative chemotaxis; axon guidance. Gene Ontology annotation, cellular component: plasma membrane. Gene Ontology annotation, molecular function: chemorepellent activity; semaphorin receptor binding. The coding region runs from base 80 to 2350 and encodes 756 amino acids. The record is from RefSeq and is a predicted model, not a curated record.